GGCCACCUGUAGAGCCACCAAAGCCAACUGAAGAGCCACCAAGGCCACUGAAGCCCAACUCUAGAGCCACCAAGGCCACCAAAGCCCAACUCAAGAGCCACCAAAGCCACCAAACCCAACUCAAGUGCCACCAAGGCCACCAAAGGCCACCUGUAGAGCCACCAAAGCCAACUCAAGAGCCACCAAGGCCACCAAAGCCCAACUCAAGAGCCACCAAGGCCACCAAGGCCUCCCGCAGAGCCACCAAGGCCACCAGCGGAGCCCCCGGGGCCGCAGCCAUGAACUCGUCGGGUUACGAAGACGCGGCGCCGGCCGAGGAGGCGGAGGAGCUGCCGGCGGCCGAGAAGGAGCUGGCGGAGGACGCGCCGUGGAAGAAGAUCCAGCAGAACACGUUCACGCGGUGGUGCAACGAGCACCUCAAGUGCGUCAACAAGAGCAUCGGGGACCUGCAGAGGGACCUGGGCGACGGCCUGCGCCUCAUCGCCCUGCUGGAGGUGCUGAGCCAGAAGAAGAUGGGCAGGAAGCACCACCCCAGGCCCAACUUCCGCCAGAUGAAGCUGGAGAACGUCUCGGUGGCGCUGGAGUUCCUGGAGAGGGAGAGGAUCAAGCUGGUGUCCAUCGGUGGGUGA
This is a messenger RNA of Lagopus leucura (white-tailed ptarmigan), 629 nucleotides long. Its product is annotated as filamin-C-like. The record is from RefSeq and is a predicted model, not a curated record. Gene Ontology annotation, molecular function: actin filament binding. The transcript has 2 exons. Bases 279 to 629 code for a protein of 116 amino acids. Lineage: Eukaryota; Metazoa; Chordata; Aves; Galliformes; Phasianidae. Gene Ontology annotation, biological process: actin cytoskeleton organization.